ACUGCCGGGACGGCGGAGGACCGGCGGGGCGGGGUACCAAUAUGGCGGCGGGGAGUCGAGGAAGAACUUCAGAGGUUCUGUCAUCGCUUCCCUUACAGAUCCUGUUUUAUGUAAAUGGGAUUUAUUACACCUUCUACUUCUUGGCAACUCUUGCAAUGAUUGUUUACAAAAGUCAAGUUUUCAGUUAUCCAGAUGAUUUCCUGGCUCCUGAUCUUGCCGUGCUUUUCCUUAUGACCGUGCUGGAAGUGCCUCGACUGUACCUGGGUUGCAAGGGAAACCUGAGGGAGGAGGAGGGUGCGCUGGGGCUCAGCCUGGGGCUGACGGUGGGCAGCGUGGUGCUCAGUGUGUACCUGCUGGCCUGGCAGACCUACGUGCUGUGGGCUGACGUCGUGCUCACCGCGGUGCUGCUCUGUGCCUACGGGCUGGAGUCGGGGCUCAAGGUCACGGCCAUCGCUGCCUUCGUCAGCUGAGCCCGGCACCCUGGCCUUCCACAGCACAGGGGGCUUUCAGUUCAAGCAUUUAGUUCCUUUGCAUGGAGAACUUGUGUUUCAGUUAGAAAUUCUUGGGGCAGAGAUGUCCCUGCGUGGCAGGUGAGACGUCCUGCCCAACCCUUCCCUGACACUGUCCCACUCCUGGCUUGUUUAUGGGCAAAGGCAAAGGAUGAAUCGGCAAAACCCUCAAUGCUCAGACACUCACCAGGGAUCAAGACUGAAUACCCAUUCCAACCCAGGACAGGAGUCAGUGCAUCAUCCCUGCUGGGGUGGUGGGAGUUUUCAUGGCACAGCAGCAACGUGCAGCCCAAGUGGCACAGAAGUGAACCAGGCCAGGACUCGCUCCUGCCUCGCCACUCACACGGCCCUACAGCUCCUCUGCUGCUCUCAUUUGUGCUUCCAGACCUCAGUGGGAAUUUCCCUGACUUUAGUAGGGCAGAACCUGGUGUAUCCCAGCGGGAGACAGUGGAACUGGGUUUUGUGCAUACCCAGAGAGCUGAGCUGCAGGGUCUGGGCAGCUGUUCUUACUGACGUGGAACGUGAGGGGAUGUUUGGGAAAUAUGAUGGCCUCAAAAUGAACAAAACCGUUCACCACUCACACUGACUUCUGUUCUUUUUCAAAGUCAAACAGAAUGUUGGCAUGUGGAUUUCUAUUUGGUGUUGAUUACCACUAUUCUGCAAAAAUUACUACAUUCAAGCCUUGUCUUUUAACUGAAGAACUUGUACAAGUUCAGAGUUUUUUACUGUAUCAAAAACGUGUUAAUGAAAAGCUUGAGGAGUUUGUGGGGUUUUAAAGAAGCAGGUUUUAUAUUCAGAAUUUCCUAUUUUUGUAUUUAUUUAUUCAUUCAAAUAAAUAAUGUUUUAGAUCUAAGGAGUGUUUGAA
Molecule: messenger RNA, 1374 nt
Organism: Empidonax traillii (willow flycatcher)
Lineage: Eukaryota; Metazoa; Chordata; Aves; Passeriformes; Tyrannidae
Gene: TMEM80
Product: transmembrane protein 80
Exons: 5
Coding region: 42-470 (142 amino acids)
Biological process (GO): non-motile cilium assembly
Cellular component (GO): ciliary transition zone
Source: RefSeq, a predicted model, not a curated record